Molecule: messenger RNA, 1198 nt
Organism: Sorex fumeus (smoky shrew)
Lineage: Eukaryota; Metazoa; Chordata; Mammalia; Eulipotyphla; Soricidae
Product: zinc finger protein 184-like
Exons: 2
Coding region: 86-1198 (370 amino acids)
Biological process (GO): regulation of transcription by RNA polymerase II
Cellular component (GO): nucleus
Molecular function (GO): RNA polymerase II transcription regulatory region sequence-specific DNA binding; DNA-binding transcription factor activity, RNA polymerase II-specific
Source: RefSeq, a predicted model, not a curated record
UUUUCAGGAGUUGGUGACCGUCAAGGGUGAGGAGCUAGACUUGGCCCAUGAGGAGGUGGAGGAGUUGAACUCUGCCGAGAGGCACAUGGGCAUGAAGAUGGUGGUGAACAGUUGUGGGAGCCUGGUGUUCUGGGAUUCUGAAACGACCCUUGAAGCGAAUGAGUCCCUGUCAAAGUUGGAGGGUUAUGAAAUAUCACCUGAGCGGGAUCUAAUCAUCGAAAGGCUGAAAACCGAUGAUUUCUGGGACUCCAGGCUGAUCGAAACAUGGGCGUGCGAGGGCACGUUGGAACGGCAGCAGGUAACUCAGGCCAGAGACUUAAGGUACGUCAGAAGCAAGUACACCAGAGGCCCGAUGGACAGUCCUCCCGAAGCCGGGGAGGGCUCUGCGCCCCCGCGACGGCGGCGGAAGGCCGAGUCGGUGCGGAAGCCUUGGCAGUGCCGCGAAUGCGGCCGCAGCUUCCGCUACUACUCGGCUCUGGUCCCGCACCUGCGGCUGCACUCGGGGGAGAAGCCGUUCGCGUGUCCCGGCUGCGGGAAGGCCUUCGGCCGCAGCUCGACGCUCCGGCAGCAUCAGCGGACCCACGCGGGGGGCGCGGCACCCUCACACCGCCGGGGCCACCCCCGGGAGCGGCCACACCUGUGCCAGGAGUGCGGGAAGGCGUUUUGCGGUGCCCCGGCGCUCAGCAGGCACCAGCGAGUCCAUGCCCGGGACAGACGAUGCGGCUGCCGGGAAGGCGGGGACGCCACCGCUGUGGUCCUCGUCGGGGCCCCGCACCGCCAGACCCACGCCCCUGGGAAUACGCCCACUGCGUGCCACCCAGGUGGGGCCCUGGCACGGCCCCCAGGGACCCGCAGCGGGGAGAAACCGUACCAGUGCGGGGACUGUGGAAAGGCCUUCGGGGACCGCUCUGCCCUGGUCAGGCACCAGAGGGUCCACACGGGAGAGAAGCCGUACCGGUGCCGGGAGUGCGACAAGGCCUUCAGCCAGAGCUCCUCCCUCACCAAGCACCUGCGGACGCACACCGGGGAGAAGCCCUACGCCUGUAAGGUCUGCGGCAAAGCCUUCAGCCAGAGCUCAUCUCUCAUCCAGCACCAGAAGACCCACGCCGGAGGGAAGGCCUGCAAGUGCGACAAACGCCAGAGAAGUCUCGGGGUGCGAGCGGCGCUUUAUCAGCACAAAGAAAUCCUCAGUGGCUAG